Molecule: messenger RNA, 1224 nt
Organism: Scedosporium apiospermum
Lineage: Eukaryota; Fungi; Ascomycota; Sordariomycetes; Microascales; Microascaceae
Exons: 3
Coding region: 1-1224 (407 amino acids)
Biological process (GO): proteasome-mediated ubiquitin-dependent protein catabolic process
Cellular component (GO): nucleus; cytoplasm; GID complex
Molecular function (GO): ubiquitin protein ligase activity
Source: RefSeq, a predicted model, not a curated record
AUGUCUACAAACCGAGCAGAACCGACGCCGAUGGUGUCUCUCCAGAAGGAGCUGAAGAAGAUGAAGGGUGCCACUUUGGCAGCAGCCGUAUCGGACGCAGACCGCAUAAUCGCUCUCCUCGAAACCGCGAGGGAACAGGUAGCAAAUGCCAAGGAUCCUCAUACCGCGAGCAUAACCAUGACGAAACUGCAAAAUCCAAUCAAAGAUAGAUUCGAAGCACUGAACAAGGACCUGAGGGAAAUAUCAAAACAGCAGAAGAACUUUGGCAAGGCCCUAGACAAAUUAUUACCACAUAGGCCCCUUCCCUCAGAAUCCAACGCAAUAGCAGGAUGCGAAUCACACAUUGCAAAGACCAUAAUCAUGCACCUCUUCCGUGAGGGCCGCUUUGACGUCGCUACAUCCUUCCUCGCCGAGGCCCGCGAGCACGGUGUCAUCGGCGCCGCAGAUGACAUGCAAAACAUAUUCGAACCUCUCGAAGUCCACUUCACCGAUCUCUACCGAAUCCUUGGCGACCUUCGGAAUCGUAACCUCCUCCCUGCCAUGGAAUGGGCCGAGCGAAAUGCAGAUGGACUAGAGGCGAAUUCGUCUAACCUGGAAUUCGAGCUGAACCGCCUGCAGUUCAUAUGGUUGCUGAAGGGCCCUGCCGUCAACGGCCUCCCAGACGACGAGCGCAACGGCCUCCUUGGAGCCCUCCAAUAUGCACGACAGCACUUCUGGAAGUUCCAGACCCGCCACGGCAAACAGAUCCGCGAACUCAUGACGGCCAUCGUCUUCUCGAACAACAUCCAAGACUCGCCUUACCGCUCCCUCUUCGAGAUCCACUCCGCCUUCGAAGAAGUCGCCCACUCCUUUGCCCGCGAGUUCUGCUCCCUCCUCCACCUCUCCGCUGAGUCCCCCCUCUAUGUCGCCGUCACAGCCGGAGCGAUAUCCCUCCCGCAACUGCUCAAGUACAACCAGGCCAUGAAGGCCAAGAAGACCGAGUGGACGUCGUACGACGAGCAACCCUUCGAGACGCCGCUGCCGAGUAGGAUGGUCUACCAUCCCAUCUUUGUAUGUCCCGUGCUAAAGGAGCAGACGACGGCGCAGAACCCGCCGAUGAUGUUGCCCUGCGGUCACGUCGUCUGUAAGGAGGCGUUGAAGAAGAUGCUCAAGGCGAGCCGCUUCAAGUGUCCCUAUUGUCCGAGCGAGGGUGUCUACAAGGAUGCGAGGGAAAUCAAGCUAUAA